AUGCGUGCUUUUAUUGUUUUAUGCUUGGUUGCAGUUGCUUGUGCUGACAAAUUGGGUUACAACUAUCAACCUGUUGGUCAUUCCGAUGGCGGUUUAUCUUUCCAACCUGGAUCUGGUGUAGGAGUUGGAGGUUUCGAUACUGGUGCUACUUAUGAUGCUCCUUCAUACUCAGCCCCCGCUGAGUUCGACAAGGAAUUCUUCUCAUUCUCUGCACCCGAUAGCGAAUUUGAUGAUCCCAAUGCCGCCCAAAAGAUUGCUGGCAGUGUGAAACAAGGUCUCCGUGUUGUCUUCAUCAAGGGACCCGAAAACAAGGGACUCGAAGAUGCUGCCCUCGCUUUGGCCAAACAAGCUGCCGAUCAAAAAACUGCCAUCUAUGUCCUCAACAAACAAGCCGAUAUUGGAGAUUUGGCCAACAGACUCAAUGCCCUCAACAAGAACGGCAACAACAAACCCGAAGUACACUUUGUCAAAUACCGUACCCCUGAAGAUGCCGCCAACGCUCAAAAAGCCAUCCAAGGCCAAUACGAUUCUUUGGGCGGUCCUUCUCACUCUCACAAUGGUGGCGUUGCUCCCGUCCUCAACUUUGCUUCUCAAGCCCCAGUACGCGCUCCCGCAGCUAAUGCUCCCGGUAAUGCUUACUUGCCUUCAUCUGUGUUCCGUCGUCGCUUGUAA
This is a messenger RNA of Calliphora vicina (urban bluebottle blowfly), 672 nucleotides long. RefSeq lists its product as uncharacterized. Bases 1 to 672 code for a protein of 223 amino acids. The transcript is spliced from 2 exons. The record is from RefSeq and is a predicted model, not a curated record. Lineage: Eukaryota; Metazoa; Arthropoda; Insecta; Diptera; Calliphoridae.